AUGGUGCCGCGCUCGGGCGCGCCUGACUGCACUCCAUGUGCAUCGACAGAGCGACAGUUCUUGUCGGAUUUUGUAGCGGGAGCAGAGAGCACAGCUGGCGGUCGCCUGGCGAGGUGGUUGGCCCCCACCCCCCGCGUGGAACCUGCUAAGUGCGAAAUGAAGCCCCCGGCUACCCCACCAAGACCAGCAGUCAAAUCCAGCCUUCCUAUUUUGAUACGAGACCAAUACGGCGACGCAGUCUCGUCGCCAGCUCUCAAAGUAGAGGUGGUCGUGCAAAGAUUAGAGGAGAGUGCACCGCGGCCAAGCCGCGCGACGCUAGCGGCGUAUGAACACGAGCCCAUCCCCGACGCGCCCUACCAGCCAACCCUCAAGGAAACCAUGAGCUUCCAAGCGAUAUCGAUGAUGAAGGCAUACCAGAACUUCUCGUUUGAGGAAUUGCGUCUAGCGAGCGGCAGAUGGGGCGAGUCAUGUCCGAGCACGUCUGCGUUCGUGAUCAACGGGUGCGUGCCGGUGGAGCGGCUGACGGUGCGCGUGCAGCCAGACGGCUCGUACGCCGCCGCGUGGACGCCGCGCGCGCCUGGCGUCUACAUCUUCAGGUGCAUGCUGGACGACUUGCCCGUGCCACAGGAGUUGACAAUAGAAGUGGCAGAAGUGGUAACCGAAGGGCAAGCGGAACGUAGCUUGCAAGCUUGCGGAGCGGCGCCGUCGUCUGCUCCGUCCAAGCUGCGUCGCUCCAUCACGCUGUUCAGUGCGGGGCUGCGAGUGAGGGCCAGCCCGAGCUUGCAAGCGGAGGAGAUUGGCCGAGUGCCGCCCGGAGAGACUAUUGAAUUCGUUGAAGAGGUGGUUAACAAGGACGGCACAUGGGUCCGUCUGGGGCCGGAUGCGACGCGCGCGUUCGCGGACGACUGCGCCGUGGCGUGGUGCCUACAGUACCACCGACACCUCGACAAGGCGCUGCUAUUACCUCUCGAGCCCACCAGCCCUCAGGACGAAUGCGCCGGUAUGUGGAGUGGUUUUGGUGAUCUAACCGGCGAUAUCGCCUCGUGGGUCCCUUCCAGCGAUGACAUUCCAUCUGUAACAGAAGAAGUGACUUGUGCUGAUGACAGCAAAUUCGCUUUACCGAAUUGCGACCGUCUCACAGAAAUUGACCUGUCGGAGGCGACGUUCCCGUUUGGCUUCGUGCCGAUCAAGCGGGCCAGGACCGGCAGCAAUGAAAUGAGUUCUUCUCAAUCCACGAAAAGGAUACAACGACGCAGCAACGGCAAUAGUGAAGAAUGGUGGUCAGCGAGCAAACAACGUUGUAGUGACAAUUAUAGAGACGUCAACACUAUACUCGAGACGGAGAUUGUACCGGAGUCACAGGAAGUAGCUGAAGAAGGCCAAGUAGAAACGACAAUCGAUGUGGCUGAAAACAAGACCGGCAGUCGCCUUGCGCAAACCGGCACGCAGACUUCGCCCGACAGCGCCGCCGACGAAGCCGUCUCACGCGUACAUUUUUUCACUGCUACCUCGAAGAAUGAAGGCCUGGUAAGCACGAAGACCGCUGCUCGGGAGCGCUUUCCUCGAAACGCAUACUAUAAGCGUGCAGCCUCGCUCCCCCCUCUGCCCGCCCGCCCAGCGCCCACGCCCCCUCUGCCUAAGAAACACGCAAUCAGUCCAACACAGGCUGAGUGCCUGCGCGCCAUAUUCGCAGCUCUUCUGUGGCAUGAAGGCAUAGUCCACGAUGCCAUAGCGUGUGCUGCAUUCCUCAAGUUCCACCCGCAGCUGCCCAAGCAGGGUGCACGCGUUGUGACGCGACAACCGCAUGACGUUCAGCCGCCGCGACACCAGCGACACUCCGUUGAAGUGUCCAAUGCAGGACAAUACCUGCGUAUACACCCUUCCACACUAGAAUCGUUGACUCGUUCGGGUGUAGAAGCUACUACGAGUCGUAUGCGCAAAACCGAUCUUGAUGCGCCGAUACGAGAGAGGAGGAACCACAUGCUAGUGCUUCGGCGCAUUCGCAAGCUCAGACUAGUGCUCCAACGCAGUCAGCACCAGAAGCUACUGGUCUGA
Manduca sexta (tobacco hornworm) is the source of this 2055-nucleotide messenger RNA. Its product is annotated as E3 ubiquitin-protein ligase MYCBP2-like. The record is from RefSeq and is a predicted model, not a curated record. NCBI's taxonomy places the organism in Eukaryota, Metazoa, Arthropoda, Insecta, Lepidoptera, Sphingidae. The transcript has 14 exons. Gene Ontology annotation, cellular component: nucleus. Bases 1 to 2055 code for a protein of 684 amino acids.